UCCUCAAAACACAUUUGACAGAGCGAGCAAUAAUAAGCACAAGUUAGAUUGUCCGUCUGGCACGUGAACAUAAAACAGCCAUUAAUGUCAACAAUUUUGACAAAAGUGAGGACACCCCUACAUUGAAUGCAGACCUGUAAUCCGACAAUGUGUUUAGAUAAGUGUCGGGGUUAUUUCAAUCUACAACGCUCACACCGAGGGAGGGACGGACGGUAGCAAGAAUCGCAAGUGGAGUGAGUGACUUUGCAAAGUGAGAGAAGCCACAAGAACAAGCGCCACGCUUGUCUCUCCCAACUCCUCAUCUUAAGAUUUGUUGGGUGGUUACGUUACUUGGUUUGAUCUCAAAUACCAAAACACACCCUAAUUUCGUCAUGGUCAGGUCUGUGUGUUCAUUUUAUAACUUAAGUACAAUACCUUUCACAAUACAUCUUUGUAUGCAUAUGUACUGUUUAGGUACCUGGCUACAGAGCUCGUGCACGUGACGUCAACCUUUUCACGGCGCCAUAUUGUCGGUCAAAAAGAGCUGCUCGACAAGUGUGCGGGACAUUGAAGCCGAGCAGAAUGUUCACAAUGGCCGAGACUUGUUGUGCUGUUGGUGGUUACAACAGACGAGACAGAUCUUCAAAGAGGUCAUUCUAUGGAAUACCAGCUGAAAAGACCAGAAAAGAUUGAUGGAUUUUGCCAAUUAAACGUGACGGCUGGUGGUCAACCAAAUACAAAUGUGUAGCGAUCACUUCACUUCAGGUCAAUUUUCCCUUCUGUCACAACCUCGCAGUCAAACAAGGUGGAGAAACUUCCCGUCUCCUUUCCUGUGGACUGCGCGACUCAUGCUAAUGCUAGCACACAUCCUGUUUUUGGCCACCUGCAGGAAAAGCAAGCAAGGAGCGGAAAAGGCGGGUCGAGAAGCAGACAAAACCAGAAGCGCCAUUUGCCGGCGGCGGUCGGCAGCGGAGGAGACGCCGCGGAGCGUCGGACCCGUCGUGCUCGGAGACGGCAAACAAAAGAAAACGAACCCCCAUCGUUGUGACGAUGAGGCCGACUACGAGGACGAAGAAGUGGACCCCCGCAUCCAGGGCGAGCUGGAGCGACUCAACCAGUCGUCAGGCGACAUCAACCGAUGCGAGACGGCCAUGGAGGACGCCAGGCAGAAGUUCCGCUCGGUCCUGGUGGAGGCCACCGUCAAGCUGGACGAGCUUCUCAACAAGAUCGGGAAGCCCGUGGACGAGUCCAAGCCGUACUGGGAGGCUCGGCGUCUGGCCCGGCAGGCCCAGCUGGAGGCCCAGAAAGCCGCGCAGAACUUCCAGCGAUCCUCCGAGGUCUUGCGCGCCGCCAAGGAGACCAUCUCGCUGGCCGAGCAGUGCAUCCUGGAUGAGGGGCGGCGCCACUUUGACUCGGCCUGGCAGGAGAUGCUCAACCACGCCACGCAGCAGGUGAUGGAGGCGGAGCUCGAGAAGGCCCGAAGCGAACUGGCGCACAAGGAGACGGCGGCCAAUCACGCGGCGGCCAUCGCUCGCCUGAAGCAGCUGGAGAAGAAACUCAAACGCGCCAUCAGCAAGUCAAAGCCUUACUUUGAGAUGAAGGCCAAGUUCUACCUGCAGCUGGAGAACCUGAAGAAGACGGUGGACGAGCGUCAGGCCGAGCUGUCGCGGGCCAAGGCCGAGUACAAGGCGGCCCUCGGGAACCUGGAGGCCAUCUCGGGCGAGAUCCACGAGCGGCGCCGCAGCUCGGUCGUGGGGCCCCGGGGACGGGGCGUGGGGGCGGACGGCGACUGCCGCGGCGGUCCCUGCGACCAAUCGUCCGACGGCAUUUCCGUGAUGUCGGUGUGUUUCGACGACGCCGGCGCGGCCUCCGAGGAAGACUCUGAGACGCGUUCCACGUGCAGUCGCGGUUCUUCUCCCAGCAGCCCCCAGGACCUCGUGUCGCCGUGUUCCUUCGCCUCCUCCUCCUCUUCCUCCUGCCCGUCGCCCACUCCGUCCAGCUCCUCUUCGUCCUCCUCGCCUCCCUCCAGGCCCUGCAGCCUGGACCUGCCCGUCUCCGUCUCCCUGUCGGACUUCGGCCUCAUCUCGCCCGUGCUGGGCCCUCGCAGCGAGUGCAGCGGGGCGUCGUCGCCCGAGUGCGACCUGGAGAGAGCGGCCUUAACCUUUCCGUCCUGCGUCGCAGGCGAGCGGGCGGAAGGCGCCGAGGUGCCGCCGGACAACGGGCCGGCCGCCGUCAACAACAACAACAACGGAUGUGCGCCGCCCGCCCCCAAGAGGGUCUUCAACCUGGAAGCUCGCUUCAGCUUCCUCAACCUGCGCCGCCAGCGCGGCGACUUUUCCCAGAAGGCCGUCGUGGUCAAAGGACUGUGAGGAACCACCACAAGGACAAUUUGGAGCAUGUCGUCGAACCUUUUGGCUGAUGUUGGACUCUAAAUGGAGACCGGUAGAACCAAUACUGUAGUUUUUAUCUAUUCCGCUUCAAUGGAACUGAAACAGAAGCAAACUCUUCCUCAUCCGCUCUCUUCGUUCUUGAUUUAUUCCACUUGGAUGGAAGCUGGCAGUGAGCAAAGUGACGUGUUUGUGACGGUGUUAUGUGUUGAAUAAAGAAAAUAUUGGACUGUUGAACCGACUUAUUAAAAUAUUACCCCCUUGUUGAUCCCUGUUU
Syngnathoides biaculeatus (alligator pipefish) is the source of this 2643-nucleotide messenger RNA. RefSeq names its product SH3-domain binding protein 5b (BTK-associated) (gene sh3bp5b). The transcript is spliced from 12 exons. The record is from RefSeq and is a predicted model, not a curated record. NCBI's taxonomy places the organism in Eukaryota, Metazoa, Chordata, Actinopteri, Syngnathiformes, Syngnathidae. The coding region runs from base 720 to 2348 and encodes 542 amino acids. Gene Ontology annotation, cellular component: cytoplasm. Gene Ontology annotation, biological process: negative regulation of protein tyrosine kinase activity; intracellular signal transduction. Gene Ontology annotation, molecular function: protein kinase inhibitor activity.